Molecule: messenger RNA, 1248 nt
Organism: Penicillium samsonianum
Lineage: Eukaryota; Fungi; Ascomycota; Eurotiomycetes; Eurotiales; Aspergillaceae
Product: phytanoyl-CoA dioxygenase family protein
Exons: 1
Coding region: 1-1248 (415 amino acids)
Biological process (GO): fatty acid alpha-oxidation
Molecular function (GO): phytanoyl-CoA dioxygenase activity
Source: RefSeq, a predicted model, not a curated record
AUGAACGACCACAGAGUUUCAUCCCGUCUCUACUCCCCCACCACCCCCCAACUCUCCGAGUUCAAAGACAUCUGCUCGCAAACCACAAACCCAGCAACCUACCCACUAGCCUGCGAAGUCAAAUCCAACAUCCCGAUCUACGACCUCGCCGCCCUCGAAUCCACAGGCCUAACAUCAGACCUAAUCGACCGCCUCCAAGAUGAAUGGCACCACAUCCUGCACACAGGCCCAGGCGUGUACGUCCUACGAUCAAUGUACGCCCCGACAAAAUACUCAACAACCCUAAACACCACCAACACCGCCUAUAACGCGAUCAUCGCCCGCGAAGCCGCAGAAUCAGACAACAAGAAAGGCGACCACUUCGCCGUAGGCGGCACAAACGACCGCAUCUGGAACUCCUUCUCAAAACACGCCCUGCAAGACCCAUCCUCCUUCAUCGACUACUACUCAAACCCAUGGCUAGCAGCAGUUUCCGAGUCCUGGCUGGGCCCAGCAUACCGCGUAACAGCCCAAGUCAACGCCGUGCACCCGGGCGGCGCUGCACAGGAAGCCCAUCGCGACUACCACCUCGGCUUCCAGGAAGAAGUAGCCUGCAAGCGCUACCCGGCUGCGACGCAGCUGACGUCGCAGUUCCUGACGCUGCAGGGCGCCGUCGCGCAUACGGAUAUGCCGGUCGCUAGUGGGCCAACACGGUUCCUGCCUUUUAGUCAGACAUACAAGCCGGGCUAUCUGGCGUGGCGGAAGGCUGAGUUCCGGGCUUUCUUUCAGGAGAGAUAUGUUGCGCUUCCGUUGAGUUUUGGGGAUGGGUUGUUUUUUAAUCCGGCGCUUUUCCAUGCUGCUGGGGAGAAUCAGAUGGAUCCCGAAAAUGGGGGAUUCCGACGCGUUGCGAAUUUGCUGCAGAUUAGUAGUGCGUUUGGGAAGCCUAUGGAGACCGUUGAUUCAGUGCCGCUUGUUAAUGCUACUUGGGAUUUACUGGUUGAGCGGUUCCGGGCUGCUGGGGGCGUUUUGGCGGGUCAGGAACUUGAUCCUGAGACGCAUUCGUUAAAGCAGAGGGAGAUUAGGGCUUUUGUACAGGCUGUUGCGGAGGGGUAUCCUUUCCCUACGAAUUUGGAUCGGAGGCCGCCGGCGCUGAGUGGUAUGGCGCCGGAGAGUGAGCAGGAUAUUGUUGUGCGGGGAUUGGAGGGCGGUUGGGAUAAGAAGCAGGUUGUUGCUGCGCUGGAGCAGAUGCAUCUUGACUCGUGGGCGUAA